Petromyzon marinus (sea lamprey) is the source of this 3020-nucleotide messenger RNA. Lineage: Eukaryota; Metazoa; Chordata; Hyperoartia; Petromyzontiformes; Petromyzontidae. The record is from RefSeq and is a predicted model, not a curated record.
CGGCCGAGCGUCGUGCUGGCCACUAGCCCCCUCAUUGGUGCUCGCUAACAGCAUCCGUUGCUGCCAACUGACGCUGUUAAAUGCUGCACGGGGGAUCUUUGUCUUUGUAGAGGAUCGUUAAAAAACGGGUCGAGGUUGGUUUAACCUUUGUGGAUGAGGACAAAAGAGGCAGUCUGGCAGCCCGGCUUGCCCGAGUUAAUAUUCAGCAGGCGACUCGCUCAGGGAGCAAAGGUCUCCCAACAUCACACCGCUGCUGCUGCUGCCGCUGCUGCUGCUGCUACGCGAACGCCGUGGAGGGACACAGAGGCCCUGAUUCUUGACACGAGAGCGCGGCAUGGCGAGCAGGCAGUGGCUCAAGAGGGGAUUAGGCCGCUGGAGAUGGCAUCGCCGCCCAAACGUCUCUGCGCUGGAGGACCGUCGGUCCGGAGCGCACCCUGUGGCAGGGCGCGCUCUGUCGUCUCGCAGCGAACCGCGUGACCCCUCCGGCAAGGCCAACAACUUUGCCGACUACGACUCCAUGCGGAGGGACUUCAGCUUGACCGUUCCGGACCACUUCAACUUUGCCGGCGACGUUCUGGAUAAGUGGGCGCAGAUCGAGGAGCAGCAGCAGGGCUUCGGUGAGCCCAAGCCGGCGCUGUGGUGGGUGGGCGCUGGCGGCGGAGACGGCGGGGAGGAGCGCUGGGGAUUCCGGGAGCUUGCCGAGCGCUCGCGCAAGGCGGCCAACGUCCUGACCGGCGCGUGCGGCCUCGGCAGAGGGGACCGGCUGCUGCUGGUGCUGCCCAGGGUGCCCGAGUGGUGGUUGCUGAACGUGGCCUGCAUCCGCGCAGGAGUCGUGCUCAUCCCCGGCACGGCGCAGCUCACGGCACGCGACGUGCGGAACCGCCUGCUGGCGUGCGGGGCGCGGUGCGUGGUCACGGACGAGUCGCUGGCUCCGCUCGUCGACCUCGUGCUGCCCGAGUGUCCGCGCGUCAGCUCCAGGCUCCUGGUCUCCGCGGCCGGCCGCAGGGACGGCUGGCUCAGCUUCCGCGACGAAUUCAGGGCGGCCUCGAGCCGUCACGAGUGCGUGAAGACCGACAGCAAGGAGGUGAUGACCAUCUUCUUCACCAGCGGCACGACGGGCUCUCCCAAGAUGACUGUCCACAGUCACGGCAGCUUUGGCUUGGGCUUGACCACGAACGGAAGAUUCUGGUUGGACCUCACUCCGGCAGACGUCAUGUGGAACACGUCGGAUACGGGCUGGGCCAAGUCCGCGUGGAGCAGCGUCUUCGCUCCGUGGACGCAGGGCUCCUCCGUCUUCGUGCGCGCCAUGCACAGAUUCGACUCCCGGACCGUCCUCAAGACGCUCGUCGAUUACCCCAUCACGACGUUUUGCUCCGCUCCGACCGCGUACAGAAUGAUGGUGCAAGAGGACGUGGCAAGCUUCAAAUUCCGGAGCCUGCAGCACUGCGUGAGCGCUGGGGAGCCCAUCAACCCCGAAGUCAUGGAGGCGUGGAAACGCACUACCGGCCUGGACAUCUACGAAGGCUACGGGCAGACAGAGACGGUCUUGGUAUGCGGGACGUUCAAAGGGAUGAAGAUAAAGCCUGGAUCCAUGGGAAAGGCUUCUCCAGGAUACCAAGUAGAGGUCAUUGACGAGCAAGGAGAAGUCGUCGCGGCUGGAGAAGAGGGUGACUUAGCCAUCCGGAUAAAACCACAGAGGCCUCCCUGGCUGUUCACGGAGUAUCUGGACGAUCCCCGGAGCAGUGCGGCGACGGAGCGAGGGGACUUCUACGUGACGGGGGACCGGGCGACUCGGGACCGGGACGGCUACUUCUGGUUCGUGGGCAGAGCCGACGAUGUCAUCCUGUCGGCCGGCUAUCGGAUCGGCCCCUUCGAGGUGGAGAGCGCCCUGAUCGAGCACCCGGCCGUGGUGGAAUCCGCUGUCACCAGCAGCCCCGAUCCGGUCCGCGGGGAGGUGGUGAAGGCCUUCAUUGUUCUCACCAAGGAGUACAAGUCCCGCAGCCCCCAGCCGCUCAUCGCCGAGCUGCAGGAUCACGUGAGGACCGUGACGGCACCGUACAAGUACCCACGCAAGAUCGAAUUCGUCGAUCAACUCCCAAAGACCGUGAGUGGGAAGAUACGGAGAGUGGAGCUUCGCAAGAAGGAAUGGGACAGGAGCUGAAUUCACGGUCCAUGGAAGACCUCCUGGCCGCAGAAGGAACCCCAUGAGAUAAUCGCAAAUAGAGUUGAUUUCACGGAGCAAGUCAACGCACAAACAGUCUUACCGCCUUUCCGCGUGCUCAGUUAAUCGUAAUACCGUGAGUACAUUGUUGUAGAUCGUUGUUAAUUAUAAAAAGCCAAUUACUAUGUUACCAAUAUAUUGUUCAGACAACGUGGUACUUUUUUUGUUUCAUUAACAAGGGAGACCCGCAGGCAAGUUGAUGAGAUGGCAACUUGAACACGCACACACACACUCACACACAGCGAGAACCAUCGUCUGCAAUGGUCAAUCCACUGCUGGAUGAAGGGGUCGCCAUCUCUCACCAUGCAACAAUCCACCCGGCACACGAAACGCGACGGGAUGCCAUCCAUCUCCUCUGUGGACGUCCUCUCCGAUCGGCGAGGGCCUUCACCAUUCUAAGCGUGCUGAUGAGUGUGGCAGCGGCCACGACGAUGGCUCUCAAAUUUUUCAAAUACCACGACAUGGGCCUGCUGCUGAAGUUGACAUCUGGCCUGGCGGGCGGUGCAGCCUUCAUGGUGCUCCUGACCGUGAUCUGCUUCGUGGUGUUCCUUGUCAACGUGGGCGGCUUCAACUCGUCCAUCGGAUUCUCGCUCGCGUGCGUGGCGAUGGGCAUCGAUGUGUCCACGGCGAGCCUGGCCAUCAGCCUCUACAAGAAGGAAAAUGCUGCUCAGCCCAGCGCUUAGCCACGCUCCGACCACAAGCUUAUGCAAUUUUGAAAAUCAUUUUUUUUAACAAAUUCACAACUAAGAAUGCAAUCAUGUACGUGACGAAAUAUGUCAAUAAAGUUUUUCAAACAAAA